CAGCAGCUGAGGGGAAAGCCGGAUGGACCCAGGUGGGUGGCCCUCCAGUCCACCCAGUUUAGGGAAUGAGACCCUGCCCUCUUUCCCUCCCGCUUCACCUGGCUUUCAAGGGCGGGGUUUUUAAGGGCUGCUUCUUAAAGCAGAGGAGCAACGGCCCGCAGCAGCCACAUUACACUCUGGAAGGAGUACACUGGGCAAAAACGCUGACCAUGACCCGGGACAGGCUGCCGCCUCUACCGCUGCUGUUGUUGCUAACCCUGUUACUCGCUGCGGGCUCAGGGUCGGGGGUGCAGACCAACUGUCGCGGGGGCUGCGUGGAGGAGGAAGACGCAGGGUCGCAUGCAGAGGGCUGUGCAGAAGCCGGGGGUUGCCUCCGGAGAGAAGGGCAACUGUGCGGGGUCUACAUCCCUAAGUGCGCCCCAGGACUGCAGUGCCAACCGCGAGAAAACGAAGAGACACCUUUGCGGGCUCUGCUGAUGGGCCAGGGCCGCUGUCAACGCUCCAGGGGGCCGUCGGAGACUAUAAAGGAAAGGAAACCCCAUGGAGGUGCCUCCCGCCAACGUGAAAUAAGCCACAGAGACCGGCAGAAGAAUCCAGGGACCUCCACCACCCCUAUAAGGCCCAAUCCAGGGGCUGUUCAAGACACUGAGAUGGGUCCUUGCCGCAGACACUUGGAUUCCAUACUGCAGAACCUCCAGACUGAGGUCUUCCGAGGGGGGUCACACGGGCUCUAUGUGCCAAAUUGUGACCUCAGAGGCUUCUACAGAAAGCAGCAGUGCCGUUCCUCUCAAGGGAAUCGCCGUGGUCCCUGCUGGUGUGUGGAUCCAAUGGGCCGGCCCUUGCCAGGGUCUCCAGAUGGCCAUGGGGGCUCUCAGUGCUCUGCCAGGGGCAGUGGCUAAAGCAGGGUAGGAGCCUCCAGGACACUGGCAAGAGCACAGGGCUGUCGCCCCGAGCGUGGAGUGAUGGUCACCCGGGCUUUGUGCCCCAAGACCAGCCUUCAGGCCCUGUCCCAUUGCUUCCCUCGCCCUGGCCUUGACACAUCUAGCUAGAAAAACAUGCUGACUUGGGGCACUAAUAAAGCUGUGU
Messenger RNA from Chionomys nivalis (European snow vole), 1086 nucleotides. It is a transcript of the gene Igfbp6, whose product is annotated as insulin like growth factor binding protein 6. Gene Ontology annotation, biological process: regulation of insulin-like growth factor receptor signaling pathway. The record is from RefSeq and is a predicted model, not a curated record. Gene Ontology annotation, molecular function: fibronectin binding; insulin-like growth factor II binding; insulin-like growth factor I binding. The transcript has 4 exons. Lineage: Eukaryota; Metazoa; Chordata; Mammalia; Rodentia; Cricetidae. Gene Ontology annotation, cellular component: extracellular region. Bases 66 to 899 code for a protein of 277 amino acids.